Messenger RNA from Trichobilharzia regenti, 1920 nucleotides. The record is from the annotation of a GenBank genome assembly. Lineage: Eukaryota; Metazoa; Platyhelminthes; Trematoda; Strigeidida; Schistosomatidae.
AUGGAUGUUCGUGUCAGGCUUCGGCCUUGGCUGGAAAGUCGACUAAAUGAUGGGUGGAUUGAUGGCCUUAAAUGGGUUGAUAGAGAAAAGGGGAUAUUCCGAAUACCUUGGAAGCAUCACAGCAAGCACACAUGGACUGAAGGCGACGCUGCCAUUUUCAAGGAUUGGGCUGUUGUUACUGGAAGGUUUCGUGAGGGUGUCGAUACUCCUGACUGGCCAAUGUGGAAGACUCGACUGCGUUGUGCUCUAAACAAAGCACCUGAUAUACAAGAAGUUAAGCAGCGGCAUAACUUGCAUUGUGAGGAGCCCUUCAAAGUGUAUAGAUUUGUUAGUAAGACAGAGUCUCUUUGGAGAUUAAACGCAAUCAGAAACGCUAGUUUGAUAUUCGAUGGCAUACCACCAGUUUACGCAUUGACUUCAAAUAUACCGAAUACGAAUACUUCUCGUGUUAAUCCCACUUUCUCCCACUCAAGACGACCUACGGUAGCUGUCCAGAAAUUGCAUAGAAUGGGACAUGGAUCGCGUCAGUUUGCAUCGGUUAGAAGGAACGAUGGCGUCCAUAUGAAGCAAAUACAAUCCAACCAAUAUGGUUCAGCUUAUAUACUUCAAGGUCAGCAGCCCAACCCCUAUAGAAUUCACCGCAAUUCUGUAAACAUGGUUUCUAAUCAGAAUUUGGGAUGCGUUAGUGAAACUGUGAAUGUAGAUGGUCAAUUUAAAAUGCAUCCGUUAAGCAUUUCUGAUUGCCAGAUGAUCAACAGUAACACUGCGUCUGAUGACCUAUCGCUCCUUACUUAUUUUGUUCCUGGAGUUGUUUCAUUGGACCAGUCGCUUGAACUAAUACCUGAGCCUGAAUAUCACCAUUUAGGUAUACGUAUACAACAUUUAAAUGUACGCGUGAGAGAUACUAUUGUUACUAAUCCAAAUGGUUGUUGUGUAUACUAUGAACGAUUUGACGAGAUCACAUCUCCUAAUGCUCCUGAACCAGUUGAAGUGCUGAUUCCUCAUCAGGUUUCAGUAGCUAAUAAGCAUUAUGUAGACCUCCUGCUGGACAAUAUGGUCAAGGGAAUCAUCUUAACAGUUGUUCGUGGCAGUAUUUAUGUCGAGAGAGUAUGCAAAUGUGCUGUCUUUGUGUAUAUACCAACGGUCAGUGGACAACACGUUUUAUUAAAGAAACUUGGGCGUCGAUUACGGGAGAAAGUUUUUGACUAUGACCAAUUUUUAUUUCAACUAGAGUCGUAUCAUCAAAAUCAACAGCCACGACCUCAUUUUGAAAUUGUUCUUGCAUUUGGUCAGCAGCUAAAGCCUGGUAUAUCUACUGACAGUCUAUUGGUGUGGUCUCGCGUUGCCAGCUGUCGUGCAUGGUUUCAUUUACAUAAAUCUGAUUCUAUGACGGCACAAAGCUACGAUGAGUACAGUAACAAUGUACAUUUAAAUAAUCCAAUGCCUUCCAUGUACUACCAAACUGCUGACAGCUUAGAACAAUCAGACUAUAAAUUUUUGAAUCAUUUUAAUGAAAAUCAAAAUCCUAAUGAAUAUAAUGGUUACAGUAAAAUUCAUACUGUUGCGAAAUCUGACCGAACUGAUCCUGUUCAUGAACACGUACCUACUAUUAAUUUUGCAGAUACAACAUUAGUUACAGAUGGUAUUGUCACUGAACAGAUAAUUGAAGAAGGCGUUGAAGUUCCUUUGGAUGAUACCGAUGAUUUAACAUAUGAUACUUCAGGUUCUGUGUUGCAGGAAAAUCUCAUCGUUUGUGAUCCAUCUCAAGAUGUCAGUUCGGUCCCUGUAUGUGCUCCAAGUUCUUCAGUUCCUCAGGAUGUAUUUUUGAGCAGUGUUGACACAAUAGAUUUAAAAUCUCACUUACUUUCUGGUGUAAAUGAUACAAUUACAAACAACUUCACUUCACCUUUUAAAGAGUGA